GCCGUGGGCUCGUAUCGUCAGGAAGGGCCUAGGCCCGGGCCUGCUGUGUGGGCUCUUGCCGGUGCCUGGGCUCACCUCUUGACGUUCCCUCUGCCGCAGUGUCACCUGUUUCACAUCCCACUUAGAGUAGGCACGGGGAAGAUUUGCUGGAGUCAUGGAGGACAAGGUAGUCCGCAUUGCCAAGAAGAUGGACAAGAUGGUGCAGAAGAAGAACGCGGCUGGAGCAUUGGAUUUGCUGAAGGAACUUAAGAAUAUUCCCAUGACCCUCGAGUUAUUACAGUCCACAAGAAUUGGAAUGUCAGUUAAUGCUAUUCGCAAGCAGAGUACAGAUGAGGAAGUUACAUCUUUAGCAAAGUCUCUCAUCAAAUCCUGGAAAAAGUUAUUAGAUGGGCCAUCAACUGAUAAAGACUCUGAAGAGAAGGAAAAAGAACCUGCAAUCACAUCGCAGAACAGCCCUGAAGCAAGAGAAGAAAGUAGCUCCAGUGGCAAUGUAAGCAGCAGAAAGGAUGAGACAAAUGUUCGAGACACUUAUGUUUCAUCUUUUCCUCGGGCUCCAAGCACUUCAGAUUCUCUACGGCUAAAGUAUAGGGAGAUACUUGCUGCUGCUCUUCGAACAGGAGACGACUACGUUGCUAUUGGAGCUGAUGAGGAAGAGUUAGGAUCUCAGAUUAAGGAAGGUAUAUAUCAAGAAAUAAGGAAUACAGACAUGAAAUACAAAAAUAGAGUACGAAGUAGGAUAUCAAAUCUUAAGGAUGCAAAGAAUCCAAAUUUAAGAAAAAACGUACUGUGUGGGAACAUUCCUCCUGACUUAUUUGCUAGGAUGACAGCUGAGGAAAUGACUAGUGAUGAGCUCAAAGAGAUGCGGAAAAACCUGACCAAAGAAGCCAUCAGAGAGCAUCAAAUGGCUAAGACAGGUGGAACCCAGACUGAUUUAUUCACAUGUGGCAAAUGCAAAAAGAAGAACUGUACUUACACACAGGUACAAACCUGUAGUGCUGAUGAACCGAUGACAACAUUUGUUGUCUGUAAUGAAUGUGGAAAUCGAUGGAAGUUUUGCUGAGUUGGAAGAACUGGCAAGAUGUUUGGACCAUUAAGAAAAUGGAUUUUGUAAUUAGCUUUAGAACUAGGCCAAGCAACUAGUUUUCCUGCAUAUCAGAUUUUUAAAGCAUACAUACCUUGGGUUAGUCUUGGUUUUUGACAUAACAUCCCUUCCUUUAAUGCCUUCCGUAGUUUCAGAUCAAUAAGGAAACCAUGUAAUAAUUGUUCUCGUUCCAAAAACAAGUGGGAUUUCCCCCCAUUUACUUAUAAGUAAAUUGACAUUAA
Messenger RNA from Chrysochloris asiatica (Cape golden mole), 1323 nucleotides. Its product is annotated as transcription elongation factor A protein 1-like. Lineage: Eukaryota; Metazoa; Chordata; Mammalia; Afrosoricida; Chrysochloridae. Gene Ontology annotation, biological process: positive regulation of transcription by RNA polymerase II; DNA-templated transcription; transcription elongation by RNA polymerase II. Gene Ontology annotation, molecular function: zinc ion binding; nucleic acid binding. Gene Ontology annotation, cellular component: nucleus. The record is from RefSeq and is a predicted model, not a curated record. The coding region runs from base 155 to 1060 and encodes 301 amino acids. The transcript has a single exon.